AAACCUUUUUCUUUGCUUCACGACACACACACAGGAUCACCGGACACCAUGGCUGCACUCAAGGAGGUGGAUCGCCAGCUGGCUGAACUCGAAUGUGCACCCCGCAAGCCCGAGGAGGAGGAGUACAUCCAAGCUUGUGCCGAUGUGGCCACUGAGGAACAGCGCAAGCUUCUCUGUGAACACGACUACCUCACCUGCGUCCGUGGCUACGCCUCGUACGAACCCCGCAAGGAGGAGACCGUCAAAGCCUUCAAGAGCAUUCUCGACUGGCGUGACAAGGUCAACUACUACGAGUACAUGACCAAGCGCAUCGACGGUGACGCCGACUUUUACCAAAAGUGGCCCGAAUACAUUUAUGGCCACGACAAGUACGGCCAUCCCCUCGUCUCCCUUCACGUCGAGAAAAUCAGCACUGAUGCCCUUGCCGCCAUGGACUCGGAUCACAUGCUCCGUUUGCAGGGUCAAAAGCAGGCCUUUUACAGUGCUUACAAGAAGCAGCUCUCCGACAAGCUGGGCGAGCAGCGCUACAAGUACUCCCUCAUCGUCGACCUCAAGGGCAGCGGCAUGAACAUUCUCUACGGCCAGAAAAAGGCCGUCAUUCAAAAAGUCUUCAGCGUCGGUGCCGACUUUUUCCCCGAAAGCCUCUGGAAGAUUUACGUCAUCAACGCCCCCUUUGUCUUCCGCACGGUCUGGGCCAUGAUCAAGCCCUGGAUCCACCCCAUCACCCAAGCCAAGGUCAACAUGCUCGGCUCGGCCUCAGCCGCCGUCAAGAAGAUGCAAGAAGACGGCCUCGAGCUCGACGCCAUCCCCACCUUCCUCGGUGGCACCUGCGAGCCCGCAGAAACCUUUGACAAGCUCAUCGAAAUGAUCGAGCAAAACAAAAACCAUUCCGCCAUCAACCCCCUCUCCCUGACCCCGCCCGGCGCGGCCGACGCCACCGCCCCCGCCGCAUCAGGCAACGCCGCUAUGGACCCCACUGAAAAGGCCGCCGAAGACAUGGGUCACCUCGCCGUCGUAUAACCAAGUCUCAACUUGCCCCCUCAUCCCCGUUCAUCAGUCCCCUCUCCAACCUUUGCUACUCACACCCCCCGAGUGAGACAGAGUAGGGGCCUUGUGGGACAGAAGAGAAGAAAAAAAAUUGACCGAGUAUCCUUG
This is a messenger RNA of Monosiga brevicollis MX1, 1155 nucleotides long. RefSeq lists its product as uncharacterized. Lineage: Eukaryota; Choanoflagellata; Craspedida; Salpingoecidae. The transcript has 4 exons. The coding region runs from base 49 to 1020 and encodes 323 amino acids. The record is from RefSeq and is a predicted model, not a curated record.